UCCCUUUGAACACCCUCUGCCCCUGGGGUUUUACUUUCUGUCACUGGGGAGAAGAGGAGGAAGAGAGAAAGCAGAGAGAGGGGGAGAGAGAGGGAGAGAGAGAGAGAGAGAGAGAGAGAGAGAGAGAGAGAGAGAGAGAGAGAGAGAGAGAGAGAGAGAGAGCGGGAGAGAGAGCUAAGGCCAGCGGCUUUGCUGGCUGUCAUUGUCGCUGUCUGUAAGGAGAAGCACCGGGGAGAGAGAGAGAGAGAGGGAAGAGAGACAGAAGAAAAGUUCCUGCCGAGGCAAAGUAGUCCGUGGGACCGCAGCUACAGUAUUCAACAGCUUCCCUAGGCUAUUGGUCAUCCAUUGCAAGGGAGAGAGAAAGUUACACCAAAGGAUUUUGUUUCUUAUAGCCCCUCCAACAGCGAGGGAGACUGUCCUUGACAGACUGACAGUCAGUGACACCUUUUCUGAGGGGUGUGUGUGGUUGGUUAGUGGGUUAAAGGAAUAGUUAGUGAUUUUGUUUGGCCAUGCAACAGGCCUGGGAUAAGGCUCUCUUUGAGGCGCACAUCGAAGGUGUCAAGAACGGCCAAACUUGUGAAAUGUCGGGGAAAAGCCAAGGAGGAUAUAUGGAAGCCAAGACGUCCAACAAACACUUCCAGAGAACUGCCCCCGGAGUGUCACAAGACCCGUCUUGGCCAAUGAGCACCAGUGUGUCCGACGGCAAUGAUAACAAGCCCCAGCCAGUGGGCGGUGGCCAGGGCCAGCUGAGUGGUGGGGCUGGGAACCACCAGAACGCCCAGCUCCUCCUGACACCCGCCAGCCUUCAGCUAGCCCAGCUCCAGGCCCAGCUCACCUUCCACCGCCUUAAACUGGCCCAGAGUGCUGUGGGGGGCAACGCAAACUCCGCAAACGCAGCCAGCAUCCUCAAUCAGGUCCUCGCCAAUGUGGCCAUGUCCCAGCCCCUCUUCAACCAGCUCCGUGCCUCGGCCAUGGUCAGUAAUGCCCAAGCAGUUGGUGGUGGUUUCCACUCCGGUGCCCUAGCCUUCCAACUGCCUCCACCACCGCCGCCACCCCCGCCACCCCCCAACUCUGCCCUGGGGACGAUGGUAGGGGCUGGGUUCAACCAGAAUCAUGGUAAUGUGAGGCUGAACCAUUACGGAGGUGGGGGUUUUUCAGGGAACCAACAGCAGCAGCAACAGGCCAACCAGCAUGGUGGAUCAGACUACGGCAAGAAAGCCGGAUCAACAUACCCUUUAGAUACGGAUAAGCGUCUCCAGUAUGGCUUCCUAGGGGGGACAUCGGUGGCGUUGAGUGAAGCCGGAGAGGGACAAGGGCAGUACGUGCCAAUCAUGACUCAGGCCAAGAGUACAAACCAAAGCUUUCAGAUUGACUUCUAUGGACAAAACGAUCGGAGUCAGCAACAACAACAGGCUGGGUUCGGUGUUGGGAAUCAAAACGAUCAGAACAAGAACGCUUUUAAGGAGCAGCAGUGGAAAAGCCCAGCUAACAUGAGCCACACGGGAAAAGGGUUAGACAUGGUUUCCAAUACUGCCACAGUAUGGAUGGGGACUGGGCAGCCAUUCCGUGCCAGAGAGGAACUGUACAAUCCAGAGGAGCCAACCUCUGACCCCAAGUUCAAUUCCGGCGGUGGGGGUGUUACUUCCUCGUUUGGAGCAGGCAUGGGCGGCAUCCAGGGGUUUGUAGGAUACCACAAGCAGCCCCUGCAGGGGGGAGAAGAGACCCUGUCUACGGGUGGUUCCGUACCACUCCAACCUCACCAGCUGAAUGACUACCACGCCGUAACGCCAUCCCACCUGCCCCACCAGUGCACCAUAUGUGAGAAGAAGGUCUAUAACCUCAAGGACUGGGACCAGCACGUGAAAGGUAAACUACACCUGCAGAACCGCUUGCUGUACUCUGAAGGUGCUAUCAUCACAGCCGGAGCUGUCCACUACGGUCCUGCCGGGUCGUCUGAAGGAUGCUUAAACAACGUCGGAGUGAAUAACUCCAUGGCUUACUCUUCCACCGCCAAUCAAGAUGUAUCAUCCGGAGCUAACCUACCAGCUGCAGCCAUGAGGACCUAUCCCAUGUCAGGGGCUGGAUUUACCCAACUCCCACCUGGGUCAAAGCCAUUUCCACCCAGGAAAUCGAUCACAGGACGGGUCGUCCACAUCUGCAACCUCCCCGAGGGCAGCUGCACAGAGAAUGAUGUCAUCAACCUGGGACUGCCCUUCGGCAAAGUCACCAACUACAUCCUCAUGCGCUCUACCCACCAGGCAUUUGUGGAGAUGGCGUACAUUGAGGCGGCUCAGGCUAUGGUUCAAUACUACCAGCUGACUCCAGCCACGAUCAACGAUCAGAAACUACUGAUCAGGAUGUCCAAGAGAUACAUGGAGCUUCAGCUCAAGAAACCAGGUAAAGACGUUGAUUCAAUCAUACAGGAUAUCAACUCUCAGAGGGAAAGGGACGAGAUGCAGGAGAUUGAUCACUACAUGCCAGAGAGAGCGCGGUCCCGUAGUCCCAUCAGCCGCUCUCUGAGCCCUCGCUCCCACAGCCCCAGCUUUACCUCCUGUAGUUCAGCCCACAGCCCCCAGGGGGCACCCUGCCGAGGAGGCCCGGAACGGGGCUCCUGGACCACCCAACACAUGAGAAGGGGGGAGGAGGUCAGAGAACGAGAGAGGGAAAGGGAGGAGGUGCCAUGGAGGAACGGAGGUACAGUGGAUGACGACAGGCUGAACGGGAGGAUGCAGGAUCGACGGAAUAAGCCGUACCUGAAACCCUCCGACCGAGACCGGAUCAGUCCCAGAUCAGCGGAGGAAAGAGGAGGAGGAGGAGGGGAGGGGAUGAGGGGGGGAAACAGGGGGGGAGACUGGUACCCCCACCCGCGGGGUAGCCCUCAGGGCAUGCCCCCCUUCCCUUCGUACAGGAACAUGGAUGAGGUCUUCUACAAAAAAGAACAAAUGUAUAAGUCAGAGAAGCCCCUGAGGCAACAGUACCAAAGACAUGAGGAGGGGAGACUCAAGUCGAAGAGGAGGGAUGGAGCGGACUACCACAGAUCCAGACACUCAGAGUCAGAGCUGGGAGAGGAGUUUCUACCCACCAGGACAGGAGAAGACAGGAGGCAGACAGAAGGGUCCCCGACACAGGGAAGGAGCAAGAAACCCACCAGGAGACACGGGACGGAGAAACCGGAAAGAGAGACUACUGAAAAUAACGGAGGAACCGCUGAGUAUCAGCAAUCCAAAGAGAAGUCUGUUUCUCCUCAAGGAAGUGGCAAGCAUGAGAGAGAAAAAGACAGCGAGGCGGAGGAGUGGGAGAGUGGGGAUGACGCGGAGGGUGAGGGCUGGUACCCCAAGAACAUGGAGGAGCUGGUCACAGUCGACGAGGUAGGAGAGGACGACUCCAUCAUCGAACCGGAUCUCCCUGAACUGCAGGAGCACGAGGACGUGUCAGCCUCAGACCUCCACAACGAUCCUACAGAGGAGGAGGAGGAGGGCGUGGGGGAGGCUCCACGAUCAACCUCCACCCCCAGUCCCAGGCCCUGCGCUGAGAAGGAGUUAGCCCAGAGAGACGAUACCCAGUCGGGCAGAGGAGGUGGGGUAGGUAGGGUGGUGGAUCCUAUUCCUACAGAGGAGAAAGAUGGGGAGAUUAGCACAAACCCCAGCCCCACAGACCAUUCACUGCCACAGUCACAGCCACAGUCACAGCCACAGUCACAGUCACAGUCACAGCCACCACAGUCACAGCCACAGCCACAGUCACAGCCACAGUCGCAGCCACAGUCACAGCCACAGUCACAGCCACAGUCACAGCCACAGUCACAGCUACCCAUCCCAGUAGCCUCAGAACAGCUCAGUUCAGACCUGAAUGAUUUCCCCAACCCGGAGUUCAAGGCAGCCCUGGAAGAGACGUGCUCGAACUUGGAAGCUGAAGUACUGAAGAGAGGAGAGCCGAAGCAGGAGCUGACGCUGACCAAUCACGUUGGUGCGUGUGAAAGCAGCAAGACCCAGGAUGUAAUACACAAGAUGGAGGACGUGGGGAGGGAAGUACCGGUCAUGGAGCCAGACAUACAGCAGCACAAGGCUGAGACUCCUAGAGUAAUCCAGAAUUCAACACAUGUCCCAUGUCCUAUAAACCUGAUAGACAUAGGGGCUCCCUCACCUUCUAGAGGGCAGAAGGCUAUCAGUGAACACAGCAUCCCUCUGGGGGUGGAGUUCAUCGUGCCCAGUACGGGGUUCUACUGCAAACUGUGUGGCCUGUUCUACACCAGCGAGGAGACAGCCAAGACCUCUCACUGUCGCAGUACUGUCCACUACAGGAACCUUCAGAAGUACCUGUCUCAGCUGGCAGAGGACAGUCUACUUGGUGCACUCACUGACCCCUCAGCUACAGAGUGACCUCUGACCUAUACUCAUCACACGGUACCGUCAAGUUGGUGGGGCGGACGGCGUUGCGUGUGUGCUACAGACUGAGUGAUCGGAGCUUGCCAAGGACUACUCAACGAAAGAGACAUGAAUAAAUGACAUAUCGGAUGGAGGUCACACGGUAAAAUGAACUGGACCCGGAGAGAAGAGCCAUUCUCUGGGAAUUGCUUGGACAACAACUCAUUGCUGAAUACCAAAUCAAAUCAAAUGUUAUUGGUCACAUGCGCCGAAUACAACAGAUGUAGACUUUACCGUGAAAUGCUUACUUACGAGCCCAUUCCCAACAAUGCACAGUUAAAAAGUACGAAAAAUAUUUGCUUAAGAAAAUAGUAACACAAUAAAAUAACAAUAACGAGGCUAUAUACAAUAUAGCAAAAUGUUUGAUUUUGUACAUAGUUUAAAAAUACUGUGAGUGUAGAAAGGUUCCAGUGUUCAGAUAUUGUGUAGGAUAUUGCAGUACUACAUUUGCCUAAAUGAAAACCGGUCACCAAAGAUUUGUGUUAAAAUAUAUUUAUCUAUCUUUCACACUUUGAUUUGUUGGCAGUAGAGAAGAAAUGUGUUUUGUUAUUCAUCACAGGAAUAAACACAGCCUUCUUUCUAGUAAUUAUUGUUGAAAUCAGACUCUGUGAUAUAAUGAAUUGAAACUCAUCCAUAUUAGUAUUUGUCAUGGUUCUGGUUACAUGUUGUUCUAUGUAGCUGUUCUCCACAUACAAUUAAAAUCAUUUGAUUUAACUUUACAUUUUUGUCUGUAAAGUGUUAGGGAUAUUACAUAAUGCGAUUUUAGAUGCAAAGUGCCUUGGAACAUAUCUGUCAUUGGUAGAUUUAGUAGUUUAGAAGUAAUCCUCAGGUUAAUUUAAUUUGGACGUUACAUUUUGAAUGUGUAUUUCAUUACACAGUGUUUUUGUGUAUAACUGCAGGAUAUAAAGGCCUACACUUGUUAUACCUACUGUGUCUGUUCAUUGAGACAAAAUGGAAUACGGUUCCAGACAGGGACAAAAACAUAUCAGUCUGAAAGAUAUGUAACUUUCAAAAUCAUCCCCGUAUGAUGCAUUUUGCAUUAAAUAUAUCAUCCCCAUAUGAUGCAUUUUGAAUCAUAUGAUGCUGCUUUUUGCAUCAUAAUGAUGCCAAAUGCAUCAUACGGGGAUGAUUUCUGUAUUUUUUAAGUUACAUAUCUUGAAAACUUGAGUGCUGACAAGUAGAAACUUUUUGGAACAACAAUCGACUAAUGAAACAAAUACCAAAAUAUAUUUAUUGUGUGGAAUUUUCCUUUAAAUUGAGGUGCAGUUUUACCAAAGAAUCGCCAUAUGUUUUCUUCAGGGUUUCUUCAAUUUUUUGUCCUGUAUUUGAUUUCAUUUAAAAAUACUUUGACAAAUUUGAGAAUUGUGAAAUUUGUCACAUCAGGUUCAAUAUUUUGCAAAUGUCUAAAUAAUUUAUACAGUGCCUUUAAACUGUAUAGAAACUUGAACUGGACCAUGUGUGUUAUUUAAGAGUUAAAUUAAGUGUUAAGAGUUAAAUUAAGUGUGAUUUUAAGUCAGUAUAAUAUAUUGUUGAGGCAGGGUUUGAAACUUGCUCUCUCUCUCUGUUUUCUACACUGUGAAUGUUGCUCCAAGUUUUAAGAUUGUUUUAAGAUUGUGUUUAAGAUUUUGUUGAACUUUUCUUAUGGUUAUUUCCUGAUGCAAACAUUUGAAUAAACAUUUUAAGAGAGAAA
Messenger RNA from Coregonus clupeaformis (lake whitefish), 6114 nucleotides. It is a transcript of the gene rbm20, whose product is annotated as RNA binding motif protein 20. Lineage: Eukaryota; Metazoa; Chordata; Actinopteri; Salmoniformes; Salmonidae. Gene Ontology annotation, cellular component: nucleus. The coding region runs from base 510 to 4379 and encodes 1289 amino acids. The record is from RefSeq and is a predicted model, not a curated record. Gene Ontology annotation, biological process: regulation of RNA splicing. The transcript is spliced from 16 exons. Gene Ontology annotation, molecular function: mRNA binding; zinc ion binding.